CCGACCAGUUGCUCGACGCGUAUUGCCACCGCCAACGCCGCCGCCGAUCAGUGAGCGCCGCGCGCGUGUGUGUCGUGUUCGAGUGCGUCCGGUGUCCACGUUGGGGCCGCGAACGUUCGCACAAUAUAUGUCUCUUGAAACAACAGAAUAUUGUUGAUAUUAUCAUCGUUUGUUCCGGAAGACUUCCGGCCGAGUCGCAAUACUAUUAAUAUUAUUUGAUAAUAAUAUAUAGGUAGAAGCGAUAUAAGAGGAGUAGGAGGAGGAGGAGAAGGAGACUACUGCUAGACUAUGGAUUCAUCGUUGAUAAGGUGGAGUUUCGUGCUGUGUUUGGCGCUAUUUUCAGAUUGCAAGGACCUGUUCGAGCUGUCGGCCAUCGUUCCCAGGUACGCCAAACUGGGAGAGACAGUGGUACUGAGAUGCAACCACACGGUGGUGGAAAACCAACUUUACAAGGUCCAGUGGACCAAGAGCGGUGACAAAUUGUUCCAGUACAUAAGGGGACGUGUACCGCCGUACAUCAAUCACACGAUUCCCGGAGCCAAAAUCGACUGGGGUCAAACAAAACCAUCCGAGCUGGCACUCAUGGACGUACAACAUGAUGCUUCUGGUCAGUACGCGUGCACAGUAACUACAGAAUCCCCAAUAUAUAGUAAGACAUCCGAACACCACGACCUCACAGUCAUAAAAAUUCAAAAUAGAGAUCCCGAGAUUGAAGUCUUUAAACAAGUGUUCAACGUGGGAGAUAUGUUAGAAGCCACGUGUACGUCGGGACCUUCAAAGCCAGUGCCCGAAAUCACAUGGCUGGUCAAUGGACGAAAGCCUCCAGAUACCUACAUGAAACCAAUCGUUAAGGCGGCGUUGGACUCGGCGGCCGCAAUGAGGCUCACAUAUCCAGUGUCGGCUAAACUAGGCGUUGAGGUUCAACUAACGUGUCUAUCCACCAUACCCGCAUAUAUAAAUCAUAAAGCUGCCUACCACGAUUAUGCAGAUUACAGGUCGUCCUCGAUUAUAGUGAGCGUGGCAGCCAAAUCUGUAGAGCCCCUGACUGCGGGAUGCGGAAAAGAAUUUAUUAGCAUCGUCGUCGUUGCGGCGACCGCUGCCGCCGUCGCUGCGUUUCAGUCGUAAUUUACGAGACAGAUUCUCAAACAACGUUUCGACGGCGUGUGUGGGCUCGCGAUUGUGUAUAAUGUACACAACUCAAUGUAUAAAUAGUUAGUAUAUACAAUUAUUAUAGUCAUACAUUUUACGAAUAUAUAAAGAUUAAAUUGUUUAUUUAACGAAAAAUUAUUCAUGCAAACGGGCGCGAGAAUACCUUCGAAAUCGUAUUCGCGAAGAUUAUUUUAACUGUUUGUAUACACGUUGUGGUGACCCACUGUGGGCGUGAAUGGUAUACAGUCAGUGCCAUAAUAUUGUACGGGAAACGUCAUAACAAUUUGAGUGUCGGUUUACGGUAGAAAAUUUCACUCUUCCAGAAAUAUUUCUCAGAAUUUUUUUUCUUUUAAACGUUUUUGCUUAUAAAUAAAUGAUCAUCGAUUUACAUCACUCAAAAAAUAUCGAUAAGGAAGGACUUAUGAGCCAAUACGUUUACAAUUGACUAUGUCAAUGGUUAUAAAUUAUGUAUAAAUGGUAAUAUUGGUAUUAUACUUAUCAUCGGUUAAUUUAUCACUUAUCAAUCGGAUCACUGUCAGCUAGUAGUUAUUCAUUGGUAUUCGAUGCAAUAUAAACCAACUUUCAAAAAAUGUUCCCCUGCUGGAAAUUUAUGACUACACACUUUUGGAUGUGAUAAACAUUUUUUUUUUUCAUUUUUAUGUUUCACUUAAGUGAAAUAUUUCAAGAAAAUUAAUUUCGUGAAAUUUUAAAACCCUGUGCAUAGUGUACCAUAUAUGUAAACGGAUGACUUUAGAUCGAUUGCAUCCACUUCCUGGUCGGUAUUAUCAUCUCUGGUUCGAAACCCAGACAAUUAUUUUUUAAAAUUGGUGUUCAAAAUAUAUUCACGUCAAUAAUAUUCAAAUUAUAAUACACAAUAUUAUUGAUUAUUUAAAAGACUUGAAUUUGUCCAUCUGCAGUGUGUCACCACUACGUGUAUAGAUAUCAGUUAUUAUAAUAUGUUUUAACGAAAGCGGUUAUUUUUUUUUAUUAAAUGUUUUUUUUUUAACUAUAAUAUUUUGUAAAUAAAGAAACUAAAUACUAAUUAUAGGCAUAAGUUUUAAAUUCCUAAUUAUUGAGAUUAUAAUUUUAACGAAAUUAGCGCUUCUGAAAUAACUGUCUCCGCGUCAAUUAAAAUCGUGUGUUUGGUUUUUUCGACGUUAAGCGAAUUAAUAACUUCGUAAACGACAAGUAAUACGCGUUUGUAUAUCGUAAAAAACUGCACCGCGUGUUUAAGCACGAAGCGGCCGUUAAAUUACAGUUAAAAUACAUAAUCUAAUUCGACCGGAGGUUGUUCUUGUUAGGUACUUACUGCAUCGUUCCACAAAAAAAAAUGCAUUUAUUUCACGUUAAAUAAUAUUUUAUCUGAUAAAUCAUCCGUAAUGACAAAACAAUAUAAUAAUUUACGAGGUAUUACUUUUGAAAAUCACAACUGAAUAUUUCGUUUCUGUUAUUUAUUACUAUUUGAUACACGUACACAAUCAAAAUGACAAUACUGUAAUAUUGAAUUAAACCUUAUUGCGUAAAUAGAAUAAAUGUUUUUAAAAUCAAUCGGUAUCACAAACUAUAUGACUCUAAAUAAUUCUAUCGUUUAAAUCUCUUUAAUUUUCUAGGUAAUUUUUAUUAUUAUUUAUUAUAAAAAUAAGAUAAUGCUGUCAAUUAUAAUAUACGCAUACAAAUCGCCUUUUUCGAACGAUUACUGCGACAUUUACCCUUUUUAUGUUAUACCUCUACCUAUGGUAGUAUAUUAUUAUUAUUAUUAUGCUAUAAAUUAUUGUGCUAUAUAUAUAUUUAGAUAAAUAUUAUUAUUGUUUUCUAUUUAUAUUGUGGAAAGUUUAAUUAUUAUUAUUUAUUACUUACAGUCUCUAAAAUGUACAUAGCUAUAAAUAGUAGGUAUAAUGUUAUUGUUAGAAAAAAAUGUAUUUAAAAAAAUGUUUAAGAUAUUGUUACUCCCAAUGAUACUAUUUUAUUUCCUUUAACUAUAGAUGUUUAACCGAAAAAAUCACGCUGGCGUUUUGCCAUUAUAUUCAAAUACAUAAAACGAUGUACUAACCAUAUAUUAAUAAUUAUUAUUAAACUCUUUGAUUAAUCUAAUACAUUCUUAUUCAAACGAUUUGGAUUUAACCGAACUCAUUUUCAAAGAUAUUAUAUUCGUUAAUACACUAAGCAUUCAA
This is a messenger RNA of Myzus persicae (green peach aphid), 3320 nucleotides long. RefSeq lists its product as uncharacterized. The transcript has 8 exons. The record is from RefSeq and is a predicted model, not a curated record. NCBI's taxonomy places the organism in Eukaryota, Metazoa, Arthropoda, Insecta, Hemiptera, Aphididae. The coding region runs from base 289 to 1125 and encodes 278 amino acids.